This is a messenger RNA of Loxodonta africana (African savanna elephant), 28733 nucleotides long. RefSeq names its product zinc finger homeobox 3 (gene ZFHX3). The record is from RefSeq and is a predicted model, not a curated record. Bases 14907 to 26162 code for a protein of 3751 amino acids. Gene Ontology annotation, molecular function: RNA polymerase II cis-regulatory region sequence-specific DNA binding; DNA-binding transcription factor activity, RNA polymerase II-specific; zinc ion binding. Gene Ontology annotation, biological process: regulation of neuron differentiation; regulation of transcription by RNA polymerase II. Lineage: Eukaryota; Metazoa; Chordata; Mammalia; Proboscidea; Elephantidae. The transcript has 11 exons. Gene Ontology annotation, cellular component: nucleus.
UCAUCAUCUUUCAGAGAUAUUUUAUCCUUCAUCGAAUACUUAAUACUAAAAAUGUUAAUGAAUACAGUUACUUAAAAAAAAAAAAAAAUUUUUUUUUUUCCCCUGAAUCACACAGGUCAAAGAGGAAAUGAAAUUACUGUUACAGAAUAAUUAGGAAAUAUUGAGAACUUCAUGCAUCUGAAUGAAUGGGUUAUUGCCAAAGUGCUACUCACAGGCACAUUCAUAGCUUUAAAUUUUUUCAUUAUUAAAUAAGAGAAAAUGAAAGUAAGUUAAUUAAGUAUUCAACUCAAAGUUGGAAAGAAUAAAAUAAACCUAAAAAUAGCUGAUGAAAAGAAUUAUAAAAUGUAAGUGAUAUGAAUGAAUUAGAAAACAGACAAAAACAUUGGACUGAUAAAUCUAAGAGCUAUUUAUUUGAAAACAAAAAAUUGAGGAAAUAGACUGAACACUACCAUGUCUAAUUAGGAAAAGAGAUAAAACUCAAAUAUAUACAACUAAAAAUGAGUUGAUGUGAUGAUAGAAAGAGUAAAAAAUCAUAAAUUAUUUGAAAGAAUUAUUUUGUAGUUAAAAAAUAAACUUGAAAUAUAACAACUUUGAAAAAUUCAGUGAUAUGGUUGUUCUAGGGAAAUGACUCAGAAGCCUAAAACUUUACUAACAUGGGAAGAAACUGAACAUUAAAAAAAAUACUUCCAAAAAAAAAAAAAAAGACUCCAGAUACAGGCAGUUCAAUAGUUUUAAACUUUUGGGGACAAAAUAAUUGCCUGCUAAAUAAACUGCUUGAGAGCACAGAAAAAGAAAUAAAGCAUCUAGGUUGAUUUUACACUAGCCCAACUCUGGGAAUCAACAUCAUUACAAAGAUGACGCAAAAAGAAUGGUAAGGAUUGAGUUCAGGCAGCAUUAAUAUAGAUGCAGAAAUGCCCAAUAAAACAGUUGCAGAUAGAAUUCAGCAGUAUUAAAAAAAAAAAAGACAUAACCACACAAGGCUUAUCCCAGAAGUGUAAGGAGGACUUAAUAUUGGAAUGUCUUUCUUAAAAUACCUCAUGUAAGUAGAGCAAAGAAGAAAAAAAAUAUACAUCAGGAAGGUAUUUUAUAAUUUUCUGCUUUUAUUCCUACUUUGUUUAUAAUUUUAAACGGCCAAGAUAUACAGAGAUUUUAUUAACUUAAUGAAGAAACCAGCAGCUAACAGCUUCAUACUUGAAUGGUAAACCAUGAGAGGCAGCACUUCAAAAUUAGAAACAAGAUUGAAGUCUUCUUUUUCCUGCCUUAUUGAAUUGGCUAGGAUGUAAAAACCAAAGUCGAAUUAAAAAAAAAAGAAACAAGUUAUUUGCAGAUAUGAUUAUUUUCCUAGAACACCCAAGGCACAUUUAAAUUAAGGAGAAGUUCAGUUUCUAAGUAAAAUUUCAAAAAUCAUUUGUUUUCCCACUUACCGAGAAAAGCCAGUUAGAACAUGUUAUGGAGACCACUCAGUGGAGUGGAAUCAAGUAGAAAUGUGUAUGGUAAAGGUAGCAUUUCAAAUUAAUGAGAGGAAUUAGAAUAAUAACAGCUCAUAUUCUUUAGUGUUUCUAAUUGCUGCACAUUAUAAUAAGCACUUUUUCAUGAAUUUAUCUCAUUUAAUCCACAAAAGAACCUUAUAAAGUGGGCAUUACUAAUAGUUCCAUUUUACAGAUGAAGAAAUUGAGGCUCAGAGAGCUUAAGGAACUUGUCUAAAGUCACCCAGGCUUGAACACUGACCUGAUUGACACCAAAACCAAGUCUCUCUUAAUAUACUUUGCUGCCUGUCAUGUUAUGCAAUGCAGGGUUCUAAGACAAUUAGAUAAACCAGUGGGGGGGAAAUUAAGUUAGAAUCAUUCCUUGUUGUGUAUAUUUUCAUAAAUUCCAGGUGCAUUAGAGAGGUAAAGAUAAAAACUGAAAUAAUGAAAGAGCUAAAAGGAAAUAUAGGUUAAUAUUAACCUGAACAUGGGGCAGGGAGGAGGAGUGUUAAGUCUAACGCUUUUAGUGAAAAAGUCAUAAUGGAGAAGACUGACAUAACUAUACCUUAAAAAAUUCUGUAUGGCCAUCCGAGGCACAGUAUUUGGUCCCUAUUCGCCUGGAGCAACGGAGAAAGAAGGAGAGUUGGGAAUAGGAGGAGGAUAUGGAAUGUUUGGUUAAAUGCUUCCGUGAAAAACUGCCUCCUUUGCCAUGAGACCAGAAGAAGCAGAUGGUGCCUGGCAACCAUUACUGACCAUGUUGAUCAUAGAUUCUAUAGGAGAAUCCUGCGCAGGAAAUGCAGAACAGAAUUUCAAAUUCUCAUGGAAUCCAGGCUUUCUGGAGCCAGGGAGGCUAGAUGAACCCCUGAAACUAUUGCCCUGAGAUAAUCUUUAAAUUUUAAAUGAAAAAUCCCUGAAGUCUUCUUAAACCAAACAGUAGUUUAGCUUAACUAGUAAGAAAUGUCUGCCUUGAGCAUUAUAUUCUUUUAAGACCUAGCUAUAUGGGAUCAAAUUCACAGCAGCAAUUUAACAGAACCUUAGGGAGCAGUGAAUUUAUGUCAGUGGGUGAGGAACAACUCAGAAAAGGAGAAUGAGAAUGAUUGUACAACUCGAAGAAUGUAAUCAGUGUCACAAAUGAUACAUGGAGAAACUGUUGAAUUGGUAAUUGUUUUGCUGUGUAUAUUUGCAACAACAGCAUAAAAAAAAAAUUAAAAAAAUUCUGUAUGCUAGACACUACUAGCAAAAUUUAAAGACAUGUGACAAACUCAGAAAAGAUGUUUACAGCCCAUGUAAUUGACAGAGUUGUCCUAAAUAUCACCCACGUAGUUGACAGAGUUGUCUUAAAUAUCCUUAAUAUAUAAAGAGCUUUUAAAAAAUCAAUAGUAGAAAAAGGAGUGAUGAAUAUGCAUGGGCAACUCAUGUGAAAAAUAAAUUUAGGUUGCACAUUUGAAGAGCUAAAUGAUAGCCCAAUUUUAAAAAAUUUGCUUUUAUUUGAUUACCAGUGAGGUUGAGCAUUUUGUAUUUUUAACUAAGAUAUUUUGUAAAGCAAAUACCCUGUUAUGUUGAGGGGAUGGGAAUAUUGUACUUUUCUGAAAGGCUGUUCGGCAGCAUGUAUGAAGAAGCUUUAAAAUAAUGCUUAUUUAAAAUUACACCUUGUCACACCAUGAAUUCCUGGUUCUCUUUGCUCUGUUCUACUUUCUCUUUUUACCAUAGCAUAUGUCACUCAGUAAAAUACUAUGGUGUAUAAUUUUCUUAUUGGUUAUCCUUGAUUGUCUUUUCUUGCUAGAAUAUAAGCUCCAUGAGGGCAGAUCUUUGUCAGGGUUUCUGCUAAUUUGUAGUAUCUAGAACAGGGCUGUUGACCCAGCAAUUACAUUUCUAAUAAAAUCAAUGGAGAUAUGCAAAAGAAAUGUACUAAUAAAGAUUUUAAAUAUAGACAUGCAUAAUAGUGAAAAGUGAAAACAAUUUAAACCUCUCACAGGUGAUUGAUUUAAACUAUGUUAUGUCCGUAUGGCCGGUUGUUAUGUAGCUUUUUAAAACUCCUGCCUCACAGUUAAUGAAUGUGGGAAAACAGUGAUGUUAAAUUAAGUGCAAGGAGGUUGUGUGAACUUCAGCUUAAUUUUUAAAACAUAUACGUACUUAGACAUAGAGGAGAAGCUAAAGGAUAUAUACAACAGAAUUUUAACUAAAUGGUUAUUUGCAGGUGGUGGAAUUACAGGCUGCUUUUAUGACUUUAUUUUUCUGAACUCUGAGCAGUGAAUGUCUAUUACUUUUAUGGUAGUAAAGCCUAUGUGUUUAAAAAAUGUGAGUGAGGAUGUGGAAUCACUUGAAUGGCUCUGGUCUGGGGCUAUGUCUGGAAGUUUUUUUGGAGAUUACCCAGUAUUGUGAAUUAGUGAGAGCCUAAUUUAAAAAAUCAGCAAGAAUGUUCCCAUAGAGUGUCCUUAAGCUCCUUAGUCUUAAUUAUUUAUGAUAUUUACUGUAAGUGUCUAUGGUAUGUGUUUGUAAAAAUAAUGGAACUCUUAGUAAUGGGCAAGCUUGUGGAAUCUUCCUGGAGAUGCGAGAGCACCUCUGCCCAAUUUAGCUCUCUUGAUGGAAAUAUUUGUGUCGUCCUCGUAAUGUGUCACGGAAUUUCAUUGUAAGCUUAGAUUAUGCCUCUGCAUCAGCUGGGGGAUAUGGUGUUCUGAAAAUGAGGAUUUUCAGUUCUCACACAACCAAGGAGAAAACUGUCUACCUGAUGUGUUCCCUUACUGUGGGGAAGGAUGGACGGGGGACACGUGUGGGAGGAGGUGCCAGUUUAGAGGGGAAAUGUCAGAGGAGGAAGGAAGCCCUGAUGUGCCAAGAGUGGCCAUUUGCUGAUGGAAUUUUCCAGGCCAGCAAAUCAUAACGCCUGUUCAGCAUGUUUGGACUGAAGUUUCCCUGAAAAAUCAUGGACCAUAUUGCCUGGGGUUUGAGUUCCAUCUGUGCUACUUUACGACUGUGGGUCUCAGUUUCUUUAUCUGUGAAAGGAGAAGGUAAAACUAGAUCAGCUUUUCACUUUUCUUUCAGCUCUAACAUUCUGAAGGAAUCAGGUGCUUUCUUAUUUUAAGGCACGAAUUUUAGGUAUUUAUGUGUCAUCUGGGGCCCUGGUGGCACAGUGGUUAAGCGUUUGGCUGCUAAUCAAAGGAUUAGCAGUUCGAAUCCACCAGCCGCUCCUUGGAAAUCUUAUGGGGCAGUUCUCCUGUGUCCUGUAGGGUUGCUAUAAGUUGCAUUUGACUCGACAGCAAUGAGUUUAUGUGUCAUCUGGGGUGAUGGAGAGGCCCAAUGAGUUUCGCUACUUCAUAGCUUUGUGGACCGACAUGUGAGCAUGAUAGCUAAAGUUGCCUGAUGAAGGAAGAGCUGCUGUAGAGGAUCAGUCUGGCCUAAGUGAGAAUCCCAGUUCUACCACUUAUUGGCCAAGACCUUAUCCUCUUCAUCUGUAAAAUGGAGAGAUGUAUUAGUUACCUAUUGCUGCAUAACAAAUUACCCCAAAACUUAGCAGCUUAAAACAACAUUUAUUAUCUCAUAGUUCUUUUGGGUGAGGAAGCUGGGUCUGGCUUAGUUGGGUACCCUGCUUCAAGGUCUCUCAUGAGGCUGCAAUCAAGGUGUUGGUGGGGGCUGUGUGUGGUCUCAUCUGAAGGCCUGACUGGGAAGGGUCCACUUCUGAGUUCAUUCAUGUGGUUGUUGGCAGUUCUCAAUGCCUUGUUCACUGGAGAUUGCCCUUGGUUCUUUACCACGUAGGCCUCCCCAUAGGGCAGCUCACAGCAUCGCACUUGGCUUCCACUAGGGAGAGUGUGAGAGAGCGCAGAAGACAGAAACUAGUCUCUUUGUAACCUCAUCUUAGAAGGUAAGACAACCUUACUUUUGCCCUGUUCUGUUAGUAUUAUGUUGGUUAGAAGUAAGUCACUGUGUACAGCCCACACUCAUGGUGGGGGAUUUACAUGAGGGUGUGAAUACCAGGAGGUGGGGCCCAGAAGGGACCACCUUAGGGGCUAUCUAACAGGGAUUGUGAGAGGAUUGAGUGAAGUGAUGGCUUGUUAAGGGUCAGGGACAUCUUAGAUAGAAUGUUAGCCCCUCACUCCUACCUCCUGGUUUAUAAACUACUUUGCUUAAGGAUUGCCCUGUGGGGUUUAUUGGAGUCUCCAGGAGUGGGUCAGAAUGUGGAGAUGGGUCUCAUCAUGUGGUCUGACUUCCAUCCACUGUCUUUUUACAGUUAGGCCUUGAGCGUCUGUUGGCUGUUCUCUUAGACCUGUGACUCUUUGCCCUGUGUCUACUGGGGUGUGGUGUGUCUAGUGUAAUUUGAGAGGGAAAUGGGCGUUUGGCCCAUGAAAAUGCCCAGUGUGUGUUGCCGUGGGUUAUGCAGCAAUUCAGGGAAACACCUAGGAGCUCUUUGGGAGCCUGUGGGUUGAAACAGAAAAGCUUCCCGAAGUUGCCCCUCUUUCGAGUCUGAAUGCCACUACUUACGAAGUCAAGGAGGUCCGCCUGGCACAUCCUCUGGUUAAGGGACAAUCCAGUGGGUUGAGCUGGGUGCCAGACACUGCCACAACCCUAGGAAAUGAGUGAGGAAAAAAAAAAAAAUUAAGACCGAGUCCUCCCCCUAGAACAAGCUGAGCUUUGUGCAGAACAGGCUCCAAAUAUGAAAAGACCAUUGUUCCCGGAUGGCUUUUUAAUUAGUGCUCACUACUCACACCCAUCAAGUUGCCAAGAAGAGCUGCCUCCUUCCUUUCUUUCUCUAUGCACCCUUCACUCCUCCACUCUUCUCCCCAGUUCCCUGUGUGCCUACUGGUAGAGGGACCCUCGGCCAAUGGAGGAAUGCCAGAAGCAGUGUUGACAGCAGGGCUUUCCCCUUCUCUUGCCCAGGAUGCUUCUUUGAGUGAGCCCUCCACCUGUUGGAGAGCAGCCCUGUGCAUUUCCCGGUUCAGGAGCCAGCCCUGUCCCCUGCGGGGCUCUUGGAACAAAGCCCAGCCUCAGCCCGUUCCAAUCCUUUCCUCCAAAGCUCUGUGUGCACCUUCUCUUGCCUGAAGCCAAAACAGCAAACCAGAAAUUAACUAUUUUCUGUAUGUUUCAGCUUCCCUCUGGUUGCACAGCUCCUAGAGCUGAAUCUGGGUUGAUGAGCCUGAAAAAUCUUUAGAUUGCCAGUUGGCUUUCUAGAUCAAAUCCUAGGCUCCUCAGAAUAGGGCUGAUAUAAACUCAGGGAAGAGAGAGCGAUAUACACUGUGGGGGAAAUGGGCUGAUUUAGGAGUUGCUGCUGGGAUGUUUGUGUCUGGUGGUCUCGUGUGGACCUGCCCAGCACUGCCCUGGCAUUGGAAGGCAUACUGUUCUGUGUCUGACUUGCAUUACAUGCACUAACCAUGAAGAAUGAGAGUCUCAUUAGGGCUUAGGACAGAUGGGCCAUCCCUGAGCCAUUGUGCCUCUCUGAGAGUGAGGGGGAUGGGUACAAAUACUUAAAAGUAACUUGGUGCCACUCCUGCCCAGGUCUGGAUUGAGCCUACAAAGGUUUCUGCUUAACAGUUGCUGAGAAUGUGCCUCAAAAUUUUAUCGUCCACAGAGAUAUUUCUUCUGUUUACAGUCACUCCCAAGCCUUUGGAUUUGUUCUGCAUCUCUUGGUGCUUUAAGAUUCUGCAGCUACAAUCUCAGUUAUUAUUCUGGGUGACUUCGUGUAUGUAAUAUGCAUGGUGUGCAGAAAUAAUUCAGCGAGAUCUCGAGUUAUAUCAAAAUAGAGGCUCUCAUAGUCAGCCCACACCAGCAUGUAAAUAUUUUUGUGGCCACCACAGAGUUAACUACAUGCCACCAGGAAGAUACGAAUUUUCCAGUUAUCCCAUUAUAGGGUUACAAGGACUUUAAAUUAAGAAACCCCAGGGGCCUAGUUUAAUGGUGGACAAGCCCUGGAGAGAAGAUCUGAUUGACCAGAUAAGUUGUACACGAUUCCCUUGAAAAUCUGUUAACUCGAGGCACAGCCAGCUUAACUUCUUGACAUGUCUCCUAAAUAUAAUCGUAAAUGCCGUGGGAAAGAAUCUUGAGUAGAGUUGAGUUCUGUUAAAUCUAUGAGUGGGAAAAACAACCAUGAAUUAUUACAGGGAAGCCAGAUUAGAGUUACAUUUUAGGUUCUUGUCAGGAAGGAAGCCAGUGCAUUAGGCCUGUCCUGUACAGCAGCCACCAGCCUCCAUGGCUGCUGAGCACUUGAGAUGUGUCUAGCCCAUGCCGUCAGUGUGAAAUCCAUAUCAGAUUUCCAAAACUUAGUAUGAAAAAAGGGAAAAUGCCUUAAUAAAAUUUACAUUGAUUCCAUUUGACAUAAUACUUCAGAUACAUUGAAUGAAAUAAAAUAUAUUAAAAUUAAUUUUACCUGUUUCUUUUUCCCUUUUUUAAUGCAGUUAUGUGAAAAUUUUAAAUGACCUGUGUGGCUCCCAUUACAUUUCUGUCAGACAGCGCUGCAUUAGAUGAAGGAUAACUAAACAUGGAAGACCCAAAGUAUAUAGUCAAAUUCAGAAUACUGUGAAUAAUUUCAUGAUAAAAGAUCUGUAUUUUCCUUUUUUUUCAUGUAGAAUUUUUUUUUAUUAUACUUUAGAUGAAGACUUACAGAGCAAAUUAGUUUCUCAUUGAACAGUUAAUACACAUAUUGUUUUGUGACAUUGGUUGUCAACCCCACGACAUGUCAACACUCUCCCCGUCUUGACCUUGGGUUCCCCAUUACCAGCUUUCCUGUCCCCUCUUGCCUUCUCAUCCUUGCCCCUGGGCUGGUGUGUCCAAUUAGUCUCAUUUUGUUUUACGGGCCUGUCUAAUCUUUGUCUGAAGGGUGAACCUCUGGAAUGACUUCAGUACUGAGUUGAAAGGGUAUUUGGGGGCCAUACUCUUAGGGUUUCUGCAGUCUUUGUCAAACAAGUAAGUCUGGUCCUUUUUUGUGAGUUAGAAUUUUGUUCUACACUUUUCUCCAGCUCUGCCCGAGACCCUGUAUAUUGAUCCCUGUCAGAGCAGUUGGUGGUAGCCAGGCACCAUCUAGUUGUACUAGACUCAGUCUGGUGGAAGCAGUGGUAGUUGUGGUCCAGUAGUCCUUUGGACUAAUCUUUUUCUUGGGUCUUUGGUUUUCUUCAUUCUCCCUUGCUCCAGACGGGAUGGGACCAGCGGAGUAUCUUAGAUGGCCAUAUAUUUUCCUUUUGAUUAACCCACCUUAGAAAUCCAUCAGACUGUGUCUCUCUGGCUGUGGCUGAUGGUGAAGUGAUGAGGCAAAUUUUGUGGCUAGAAAAAUGGGUUGCUCCACAUAGUUGGUGCCAGUAGGCUGGGCAGUGCCUGCGGGGCCUUACCAUGGGAAACCCUUGAGGGGAAGGACCAUUCAUCAAGAGUGGAAGCAGCCCCUGGGGGAAAGACCCCUAUUUCUCAACUUGUGAGACCUUUGAGGGUAGACAGCUAUUGCUCAAACAGACCUCUGGACCCUCUGAAUACAGUUGUCCAAGUUAAAGGCCCAAGGCAAGACAGCACCAUUCAAUUCUUCUGUGGCAUUGAGACCGCCAUGAUACUUAAUACAUAGAUCUUACCCCAUUGACAUGGAUGGGUAUGGCAGAGGAGUUUCUGAAGUGUGGUGUGCCUUUGUGGAAUGCCAGAGUUAGAUUUCUGUUUAUGAUUUCCUUUCUCAAGAUUUGGUUGGGGGGAAAUCUCUUUUUGAGCAGGGCCCAACAGUUCUCUUUAACGAGCACCAAGAUUUUGUCCUUCUGCAGAGAGGGGGAGACUUUUCUUGACAAUACUGACUGUCCAGCCUCGCCAUUAUUGGCUUUUACCAGCUGAGCAGUCAAGGGUUCACCAUGCCAGUUGUCAGCAGUAGCAUCUAGAGUGCUAGCAAAACGAGAUUGACCUCAUUAAGUUUCCUUUAAGUUUGUCUUUGUUAUUAUCCUGCCUUCCAUAGUACUGGUCAGACCAGUCCCUAUCUGGCUGAUUAUUAUCAAUAAAGUAAACUAAGCUCUGUGGCCAAAAAGAGUCUCUAGCAUCCUGUAGCUUAAGUUUACCAGGUGAAACUACUGCAUUCAUAGGACGGCGUCUCUGAAUACCAGAAAUUGAGGCCAUUUUUGUAUGAGGGGUGCCCUAGCUCCUCUCCUCCUCUGUGGAUGCAUAGCCAGUUAUAAGUCUUAACUUGUUACAAGGUUUAUCCUUUUUGUAGAGUUGGUGGAUAGUUGUUAGUAAUAUAUUGGUACUUUAGAAUGCAUGGGUAGCCACACCAGUUGUAGACUCUGACUCUUUAUCAAGACCCUACUUGGUGCACAGACACACUGUGCUGGGCACUGGUUUACACAAGACAAAAAGCCACAGCCCCUGGCCAUAAGGAAGUCAUGUCUACUUGGACUAAUAAUGAUGCAUAUACGUAGUUACCUACAUUUAGAGACUUAGGAGAAGUAGAAGAACCGAGGUUAGUACUCACAGUUAAGAGGAAGGCCAGGAUAGUAUAGUGCCUCUUGAGCAGAGAAUUGAGAAAUCCCAAGCCUAAGGGCCUGGGUGGCUGGAAUAAAACCAAGAUUUAUUUGCAUUUUCAGUUUGCACUGUUUUCAUAUAUGCUCUUCUGACCCUCUUAACAAUCUCAGAGUCAUUCAGGCAGAUUAAAACCAUCUCUGUGUCCUGGUGAGGCCCUGAGAAGUUAACGUGUUUUGCCCAAGGUCAGGCAGCUAGGGAGCGGCAGGGCUGGGACUCACCCUGGGGCCUGGAGGCGGAUUCCUGUGUUCAUGCAGCACACCAUGCCACAUCCCUCUCUUACAGCUUCUGCAGAAGCUCAGAAAUUGACUGACAGGCUUUGUGUGUUUUAUAUUAGAGGAAUUUCGGGGCUUGCCUUGGGGAGAAGAAUAUGACAGCUAUAGUUGUAGAUGUGAUUGGAGGGAUAAAGAAGGUGUCCAUCAGAGAGGUUUGUGCCAGCGGUUUAAUUUCCUUUAUUUCAGGACUGGAAGUUAUUUAAAUUACUUUAUAGACUUCCUGUUUCCUUACAAGAGCUCAUUAAGUCUAGGCUGAGCUGCUGCAUUGCCAUAACGGAGUAACUGGACCUGCAGUUCCCAUUCUGUCCUCUAGGGCACACAGAUGGAAGUUCAGGCUGACAGUGGAGGGGCGGGUUUGGGCAGCUCAUCUGUGGAGGCUCUUUUAAUAGAUGGCAAUGCUUUUCUGCAAGGAUAAAGAAUCACCCAGUACUCCAGUUAGACUCUGUAGCCUAGAUUUUCUGAUCUUGUUAAUUUCACUGUUAUUGGAGAAAUGGUAGGUGCACCCCCUCAUCAAACCAUAGGACAAGGACCCUGUCUCCAUUUUUGGUGACUGGAGUGCAGCCUUGGAUUAAACAUGGCUCUUAGAAGCUGACAGCGAUCAGGAAAACGUGUUGGUGAAACCGUGGCUUACGUUAACCCUCUAUUACUUGCUGGAAAGGCUUUCAAACAGGGAUUCCAGGAUCACUCUACAGCUUUUUGAAGCCUGCCCAAAGGCAGCUCUUCAAGAGAUAUGAAUUUACUAGAUGAUUUACCUUUAAAACUGCCAAGAAAAUAAUUUUAGAUGGCCAGGAAACACCCCCUCCCCUGUGCGUCUUUAUGGUUCUAUCAGGGGACACCUGCCCCGGUGCUCAGGGCUGAGUCUGUUGCAGAGUGCUAAUUAGAAAUAACAGCAACAACAAACAGGUGUUCACAGGGAAAAUAAAUGGUGUCAACCUCAGGAAGGUGUCGCCAACUCCCUGCAGAUGUAUGGGGUAGCCUCAAGGUAGGGAAGCCAGGGUGGUUACUAUCCACCGUGAGAAAGGUGGAGAAGAUAGAGCUCAGAUAGGUUGCCCAUGUCCAGACUUUACUUGGCUUGAUGACCUUUAUUCCUUAGUUUGAGGUUAUGUUAAGCACUGUGUGCACCGUUGAUACUCAGUACACAUCCAGUUUCAGCUGGUUCAAAAUGUCUCCGAGAAUCUCAGGAAUUACCAUUUAUAGGGGUGAAAGGUGGGAAGGGGCAUCUUUCCUUACUACUGGGCAGACAAGAAUCUUUCCAAAGGUGGUGGUAACAAGCAGCGACUUAAAUGUAACCUGAGCCAGACUUGUAUGUCUAAGUGAAUGCUGAGUCUUAUAUAUUCAUUUAAAAUGUUAAAGUCUGUAAUUUCUUUAUAAAGAAUUCUAAAAUAAUAAAGAUGACCUGGUAGGCAAAAUUCACUUGUAUUUUCUAAAAGCUUUUGAUAAGGUCCCUCAUAAAAGAUUAAGAGAGAAGAAAACCACAGUGUGGCGCAGAGCCCUUGUUGUGGAUUAAAAAAUGAUGAAGUGAUAGGGAACGGAAGACUUCUGGUAGAGACCCACUACUUGUAGUGGGGAGAGGUUAAUAGAGGGGUGUCUGAGGAGUCUUUUGUUGGGGCUGGAGUUAUUAAGUAUAUUAAUCGUUUGGAGAAGGAAACGGAGGGUGAAUUGGUGCAGCUGGCUGCCGCUACCCUGGUUUUUGUAACUGGAUUCAACCUAGUGAUUCUGCACAGUGUUGAAUGCAUGGGAGGAUUGGCCAGUGCAAUGGCAGAAGAAAUUAAGUUUGAGGAAGUCUGUAGUGUAAUUCAUAUUGGCAGAAAGUCUAGAACACAUGGGCAAGCUACAGUGCCCCUGAACUUGACUUGCUGUCUCUCCUGAGGAAAGAAGUUCAGGAGUUAUCAUGGGCAACAACAGUUCAGUGAAGUGGCUUUUGUAGACCAGAGCAGAUAGAGGAAAUUGGAAUUUCCCUUCCCCCUGAGAAUGGAGGGACAGGCUGAAAAAUAAAAGGUUUGUUUGGGAAGAAUAAUACAGACCCUACACUGCUGCGUUGGUUUUAGGUGAAAGGUGGAUGAACAUUUUAGAUUCUAAUUGUUACGUCAUUAAUGUUUGUUUGAACCAGUACAGCCAGUGGUUCCUCAGGUGUUACUGCUUGGGAAGAUGCUAUAGCAGAUACUUAAGUCUUUUAUUGUCCCGUCAUCAUUAGAAGGGACAGUUCUUUAGACUUUCUGACAAUAUUCUCCUCUGUGCAGUUAUAUUUAUUUCUAGAGUGAUGAAGAAGGCAGGCUGUAUUGUAAGGAAAUGCCUCUAUUUUUCAGUGGACAAUUUGCAUGUUAUUUGAAACAUGCUACAUGUAUAUGGGACAUUAGUGGAGGUGACCUGUUGAACGGGUCUGAUUGAAUUACCAAAUCAUAGCACACGAUCAUACAGACCCUUUAGGGUAGGUCGCACGAUUUGACAUCUGAAUUUUCUAAGGUGAAAGGUGGGGCAUACAAGCCGUUGAGGGGGUACUUUUACAGCUUUGGAAACUGUAUAGGACAGUUCUACUCUGUCCUGUAGGAUUGCUAUGAGUCAGAACCGACUCGAUGGCAAAGAAUUUGGUUUUUCAGGCUUUUGUUCCUUCUGUGAUUGAAAUGAAAGUUUUUCGCACAUGGCCAUCUGUCUUAAGAGCUUGUAUGCUCCUGAAUGGGCUCUUCCAGGCAAGCCCUAGAUUUCUUUCUUAGCCACUCUCCUUUACAUACUAAUUUCCUUUUGUAGCUGUCUCAUUCUGAGUCCCACUUUAAUUAAAAUUGGGAAAAGUGCUGGCCUCCUGUAGAAAUGUUGCUGUCCCUCCUUUUGGCUGUGAGCAGAUGCCUCUGUGUGGCUUGGGGUCCCCAGCAGGGCCUCUUGGGGAAUUUUUGCAAUCUUGGUCCUGCAUAGUUAGAAGCUGCAAUUACUACUUGGUCGCUAAUUACUCUGCUUAGCAUUAGAUCGGUUUACAGAGGGAGCUUGGAGCCUGUCAGCAAAGGUCAGCGAGAGGUCCUCUCACUAAACAGCCCUCUUGUGAUAGCUGUACAAGGGAAAAGGCAUUAUCAGGGGAAGGCGGGAAGCCAGCUUUGGGCCUUAGGAUCCUUGCUGGGGCAUGGCAGAGGGAGAAGUGCUCUUGAUGACUAAAGGGGUCAUGGAGGCUGAUAACCCUUCGCAUAUCCUUUCUCAGAAAGCCAGGAGGAAGGUGGAGUAAGCCUUUUAUUGGGAAGAUACACUUUAGUAAGGAGGGAGAUACAUUGAGGACCCCAAGACGUGCCAGUUGGUGACUUUUAAUGGUUGACUCUGUUAGAAAUAUCAGUUCAGGGAAAGCCUCUGAAAAAUCCAAGGAGAGAGCUCCCCAGACUUGGGGCAUAAUUUUUUAAAUUAUUAUUAUUAUUUUUUACCAACUGUACUAUAUUAUUUGCUUCACAUGUUUCUUUUAGUGGAGUCCACUAUUAAAAACAAAUAACUGCUUUAACAUCAUCCCAAGCAAUGAAAGCUGAGGAAUUACAGGUGUGUGCUAUUUGUAUUGGUUCAAAUAAAUAUUAAAUAUAUAAAGUUUAGAAUUAGAACGUUCAUGCACAUAUCACCUAGAAUCAUCUGGCCUGUCACCAUCAAUGUGUGUGUGACAUACUGGAAAUUAAUGGAAAAGACACUCUACUGGCAGUUGGGAUGCUUGUUUUCAAGCCAUCAUUGUUUGCGUGAUGAGGUGUGUGUCUCCACUUCUCUGAGCCUGAAAAAUGAGCUAGAAUCUGCCUUGAUUCAUAGGAUCAAUGAAUGAAAUGAGAAGGUUCUCUCUUCCUCUCUCCUUCUCUAUGUGUGUGUGUGUGUGUAUGUGUGUAUAUAUACACACAAAUACAUGUAUCUCUAUAUAGUAUGUAUACUGUAUGUAUUUGCACACAGAUAUAUGUAUGUGUGUGUAAAUAUUAAUAGCUAACCCUUAUUAAACACCCACUGUGCUAAAUACUUCACCGUCUCAUUAAUCCUCACAACCAUAUGAGGCAAAUAGAAUCCCUACACCCAUUAUGCAUUAUACAUAUGAGGAGCCUGAGGCCCACAGCAGCCUUUACAUGGCUGCUGCUCUGGGCAGCCAGCCCAGAGCAUAAACUCGCGACCACAGUGUUAUGCCCCAAACAUGUGGAGGAGCUCUUUGUUAUUGAUCCACUUCAAGGUGCUAGUUUUGUGCCUCUCCAGUAUCUGCCUGUUGGGGUGCGUAAUGACACACCUAAUGAGGAAAAAAUCAUUUGAAGUGAGAUGGUCCAGAAAAGUGUGUUCAGCUCCUAAUAGGUGGGUCUCUUCUACAUUCUCUUAGCAGCUGCAGAAGAUUCCAAGAGCUCAGUUCCAGCCACCCCUUUGUCCCAUUGCUGGUUGGGGCAGGUCUGGACCUCACCAUAGCUCUCCUGCUUUCAAUCAGGGCAAGAUCAGUAUGCAGUUGAUGGGGGCCUUGGAGGAAGGGGUUCGAUGUGUUAUAUUGAUAAAGUGUGCUUACAGUCUGGGACUUGGGAGCUCCUUCAGAACUCUGUGUUUGAUCUCUUUGUAGGUACAGUGCGUUUCCCCAGCAUUAGUGGCCCCAGCUAUGCCAGGACCUAGCAUGCCUUCCAGCUUGAGGAAGACGGCACCGUGCCAUCCUAAACCUCAGAAAUUGCUGAGUGGCAGCAAUAGGAGGUCCGAUCCGUACUGGGUGCAAUGAAAGCUCCACGCAGGCCUUACCAUGGAAGGCUGUGACUCGCCUGUCGUCUCGGGGAAGGACAAUGGGUGCGGUCUCCCUCAGCACCAGCAAUGGACUGAACUCAACAGCACCCACCUCCCCGACAAACCCAGUAGCAUGGAGCAGCCCACGAGCGAGAACCACGGGCCCCUGGACAGCCUGAGGGCCCCCUUCAAUGAGCGCCUCGCGGAGAGCACCGCCUCGGCCGGCCCCGCUGCCGAGCCUGCUAGCAAGGAGGUCAGCUGCAACGAGUGCUUGGCCUCCUUCGCCAGUUUACAGACCUACAUGGAGCACCACUGCCCCAGCGCGCGUCCCUCACUGCCCCUGAGAGAGGAGAGUGGGAGCGACACCAGUGAGGAGGGGGACGAGGAGAGCGAUGUGGAGAACUUGGCUGGAGAGAUAGUCUACCAGCCGGAUGGCUCGGCCUACAUUGUCGAGAGCCUGAGCCAGCUGACCCAAAGCGGAGGCGCCUGUAGCAGUGGCAGCGGGGCUCUCCCUUCGCUCUUUCUGAACUCUCUCCCCGCCGCGGGGGGCAAACAAGGGGACCCUUCUUGUGCUGCACCAGUCUACCCACAGAUCAUCAACACUUUCCACAUAGCCUCAUCCUUCGGGAAAUGGUUUGAGGGCCCAGACCAGGCUUUCCCGAAUACCUCAGCCCUGGCGGGGCUCAGCCCCGUCCUGCACAGCUUCCGCGUUUUCGACGUGCGACACAAAAGCAACAAGGAUUACCUGAACAGCGACGGUUCUGCCAAAAGCUCCUGCGUAUCCAAAGAUGUUCCCAACAAUGUGGACCUGUCCAAAUUCGAUGGCUUUGUGCUCUAUGGGAAGAGGAAGCCCAUUCUGAUGUGCUUCCUGUGCAAACUUUCCUUCGGGUACGUCCGCUCGUUUGUGACGCACGCCGUGCACGACCAUCGAAUGACCCUGAGCGAGGACGAGCGGAAAAUUCUUAGCAAUAAGAACAUCUCCGCUAUCAUCCAAGGGAUCGGCAAAGACAAGGAACCCCUUGUAAGUUUUUUGGAACCAAAAAACAAAAACUUUCAACACCCUUUAGUUUCCACAGCUAACCUCAUAGGCCCCGGACACAGUUUUUAUGGUAAAUUUAGUGGCAUUCGGAUGGAAGGGGAGGAGGCUCUCCCAGCCAGCUCUUCUGCUGGCCCUGAGCAGCCCCAGGCUGGUAUCUUGACCCCCAGCACCCUCUUGAACCUUGGCGGGCUCACCAGCUCAGUCCUGAAGACCCCCAUUACCUCAGUCCCCCUGGGGCCUCUGGCUUCCAGUCCUACCAAAUCCUCAGAGGGCAAGGACUCUGGGGCAGCAGAAGGAGAGAAGCAAGUGGUGGGUGACCCAGAUUGCUUCUCCGAGAAAGCAGAGCCAGCUGAGGAGGAGGAGGAAGAGGAGGAGGAGGAGGCAGAGGAGGAAGAAGAAGAGGAAGAGGAGGAAGAAGAGGAGGAGGAAGACGAGGGUUGCAAAGGACUCUUUCCAAGCGAGUUGGACGACGAACUGGAGGACAAGCCCCACGAGGAGUCUGGGGCCGCGGCAGGUAGUAGCAGCAAAAAGGACCUUGCUCUCUCAAACCAAAGCAUUUCUAACUCCCCCUUAAUGCCUAAUGUGCUCCAGACCCUGUCGAGGGGCACAGCUUCUACUAGUUCUAAUUCUGCUUCUUCCUUUGUUGUCUUUGAUGGUGCGAACAGGAGGAAUCGUUUAAGCUUUAACAGUGAGGGCGUCAGGGCCAACGUGGCAGAGGGCGGCAGGAGGCUGGACUUCGCUGAUGAAAGUGCCAAUAAAGACAAUGCCACAGCACCAGAACCAAAUGAAAGUACAGAGGGCGAAGAUGGGAGCUUCGUCUCCCAUCACCAGCAUGCUGGCUCCCUCUGCGAGCUUGGGGUUGGGGAGUGCCCCUCGGGGAGUGGCGUGGAGUGCCCCAAGUGCGACACGGUCCUGGGCUCCUCCCGCUCGCUGGGCGGCCACAUGACCAUGAUGCAUUCUCGUAACUCGUGUAAGACCCUCAAGUGCCCCAAGUGCAACUGGCACUAUAAGUACCAGCAGACGCUGGAGGCACACAUGAAGGAGAAGCACCCAGAGCCGGGGGGCUCGUGCGUCUAUUGCAAAAGUGGGCAGCCCCACCCUCGGUUGGCGCGAGGAGAAAGCUACACCUGUGGUUACAAGCCUUUCCGCUGCGAGGUGUGUAACUACUCCACAACGACCAAAGGCAACCUCAGUAUUCAUAUGCAGUCUGACAAGCAUCUCAACAACAUGCAGAACCUGCAGAAUGGAGGAGGUGAGCAAGUCUUCAGCCAUAGUGCCGGUGCGGCGGCAGCUGCAGCGGCCGCAGCGGCUGCAGCAGCCAAUAUCGGUAGCUCCUGCGGGGCCCCCUCGCCCACCAAACCAAAAACCAAACCCACCUGGCGGUGCGAGGUGUGCGAUUAUGAGACCAAUGUGGCUAGGAACCUCCGCAUUCACAUGACUAGUGAGAAGCACAUGCAUAACAUGAUGCUGCUGCAGCAGAACAUGACCCAAAUUCAACACAACCGCCACCUGGGCCUCGGCAGCCUGCCCUCGCCUGCUGAGGCUGAGCUCUACCAAUACUACUUGGCCCAGAACAUGAACCUGCCCAACCUGAAGAUGGACGGUGCCACGUCGGAUGCCCAGUUCAUGAUGAGCGGAUUCCAGCUGGAUCCCACUGGGCCCAUGGCUGCCAUGACGCCUGCUCUAGUGGGCGGUGAGAUCCCCCUAGACAUGCGGCUCGGGGGCGGGCAGCUGGUGUCCGAGGAGCUGAUGAACCUGGGCGAGAGCUUCAUCCAGACCAACGACCCAUCGCUGAAGCUCUUCCAGUGUGCCGUCUGCAACAAGUUCACCACGGACAACCUCGACAUGUUGGGCCUGCACAUGAACAUGGAGCGCAGCCUUCCGGAAGACGAGUGGAAAGCUGUGAUGGGGGACUCGUACCAGUGCAAGCUGUGCCGCUACAACACCCAGCUGAAGGCCAACUUCCAGCUGCACUGCAAGACAGAUAAGCACGUGCAGAAGUAUCAGCUGGUAGCCCACAUCAAGGAGGGUGGCAAAGCCAAUGAAUGGCGGCUCAAGUGUGUGGCCAUCGGCAACCCUGUCCACCUCAAGUGCAAUGCCUGUGACUACUACACCAACAGCUUGGAGAAGCUGCGGCUGCACACGGUCAACUCCAGGCACGAGGCCAGCCUGAAGUUGUACAAGCAUCUGCAGCAGCACGAGAGUGGUGUCGAGGGAGAGAGCUGUUACUACCACUGUGUCCUGUGCAACUACUCCACCAAGGCCAAGCUCAACCUCAUCCAGCACGUGCGGUCCAUGAAGCACCAGCGCAGCGAGAGCUUGCGCAAGCUGCAGCGGCUGCAGAAGGGUCUUCCCGAGGAGGACGAGGACCUGGGGCAGAUCUUCACCAUCCGCAGGUGCCCCUCCACCGAUCCAGAAGAAGCCAUUGAAGAUGUUGAAGGACCCAGUGAAACAGCUGCAGAUCCAGAGGAGCUUGCUAAAGACCAAGAGAGUGGAGGCGAGAAAGACCAGAGCAAGUGGACAGCCACAUCCAGCCAAGGAGAGAAGGAGCUGACAGAUUCUCCUGCAACCUCCAAACGGAUCUCCUUCCCAGGUAGCUCAGAGUCUCCCCUCUCUUCGAAGCGACCAAAAACAUCCGAGGAGACUAAACCAGAGCAGAUGUACCAGUGUCCCUACUGCAAGUACAGCAACGCCGAUGUCAACCGGCUCCGGGUGCAUGCCAUGACACAGCACUCGGUACAGCCCAUGCUUCGCUGCCCCUUGUGCCAGGACAUGCUCAACAACAAGAUCCACCUCCAGCUGCACCUCACCCACCUCCACAGUGUGGCACCUGACUGCGUGGAGAAGCUCAUUAUGACGGUGACCACUCCUGAGAUGGUGAUGCCCAGCAGCAUGUUCCUCCCAGCAGCCGUUCCAGAUCGAGAUGGGAAUUCCAAUUUGGAAGAGGCAGGAAAGCAGCCUGAAACCUCAGAGGAUCUGGGAAAGAACAUCUUGCCUUCAGUGAGUACAGAGCACAGUGGAGAUUUGAAACCAUCUCCUGCUGACCCAGGCUCUGUGAGGGAAGACUCAGGCUUCCUCUGCUGGAAGAAGGGGUGCAACCAGGUUUUCAAAACUUCUGCUGCCCUUCAGACACACUUCAGUGAAGUUCACACCAAGAGACCUCAGCUGCCCGUGUCAGAUCGCCACGUGUACAAGUACCGCUGUAAUCAGUGCAGCCUGGCAUUUAAGACCAUUGAAAAGUUGCAGCUCCAUUCUCAGUACCAUGUGAUCAGAGCUGCCACCAUGUGCUGUCUUUGCCAGCGCAGUUUCCGAACUUUCCAGGCUCUGAAGAAACACCUCGAGACGAGCCACCUGGAGUUGAGUGAGGCUGACAUCCAGCAGCUUUAUGGUGGCCUUCUGGUCAACGGGGACCUCCUGGCAAUGGGAGACCCCACCCUGGCUGAGGACCACACCAUAAUAGUUGAGGAAGACAAGGAAGAAGAGAGUGACUUGGAAGAUAAACAGAGCCCCACUGGCAGUGACUCUGGAUCAGUACAAGAAGACUCAGGCUCAGAGCCAAAGAGAGCUCUACCUUUCAGAAAAGGCCCCAACUUUACCAUGGAAAAAUUUCUAGACCCUUCUCGCCCUUACAAAUGUACCGUCUGCAAGGAAUCUUUCACUCAAAAGAACAUCCUGUUAGUGCACUACAAUUCUGUUUCCCACUUGCAUAAAUUAAAGAGAGCCCUUCAAGAAUCGGCAACUGGUCAGCCAGAACCCACCAGCAGCCCAGACAACAAACCUUUUAAGUGCAACACCUGUAAUGUGGCCUAUAGCCAGAGUUCCACUUUGGAGAUCCAUAUGAGGUCUGUUUUGCAUCAAACCAAGGCCCGGGCAGCCAAGCUGGAGGCUGCAAGUGGCAGUAGCAGCGGGACUGGAAACACCACCAGUGUCUCUCUGAGUUCUUCCACCCCAAGUCCUGUGAGUACCAGCAGCAGUAACACCUUUACCACCACCAAUCCAAGCGGUGCUGGCAUUGCUCCAAGUUCCAACAUACUGAGCCAAGUCCCCACUGAAAGUGUAGGUAUGCCGCCCCUUGGGAAUCCCAUCGGUGCAAAUAUUACUUCCCCUUCAGAGCCCAAGGAGGCCAAUCGGAAGAAGCUGGCAGAUAUGAUUGCCUCCAGGCAGCAGCAACAACAACAGCAACAGCAGCAGCAACAAGCACAGACACUGGCCCAGGCCCAGGCCCAAGUUCAAGCUCACUUGCAGCAAGAGCUGCAGCAGCAGGCAGCCCUGAUCCAGUCUCAGCUGUUCAACCCCACCCUCCUUCCUCACUUCCCCAUGACCACUGAGACCUUGCUGCAGCUGCAGCAGCAACAGCAUCUCCUCUUCCCCUUCUACAUCCCCAGUGCUGAGUUCCAGCUCAACCCCGAGGUAAGCUUGCCCGUGACCAGCGGGGCGUUGACACUGACUGGGACAGGCCCAGGCCUACUGGAAGAUUUAAAGGCUCAGGUUCAGAUCCCACAGCAAAGCCACCAGCAAAUCCUGCAGCAACAGCGGAGCCAGCUCUCUCUGUCCCAGAGUCACUCUGCCCUUCUUCAGCCAAGUCAACAACACCCCGAGAAGAAAAACAAAUCAGUCAUCAAAGAAAAGGAGAAAGAAAGCCAGAGAGAGAGGGACGGUGCCGAGGGGGGAGAAGGCAACCCAGGACCAAAGGAAUCACUGCCAGAUGCCAUGAAGGCCAAAGAGAAGAAGGAGUUGGCACUAGGGAGUAGUUCUGAGCCUUCCAUGCUCCCUCCGCGCAUUGCCUCAGAUGCCAGAGGGAAUGCCACCAAGGCAUUGCUGGAGAACUUUGGCUUUGAGCUGGUCAUUCAGUACAAUGAGAACAAACAGAAGGUACAGAAGAAGAAUGGGAAGACGGAGCCAGGAGAGAAUUUGGAAAAGCUUGAGUGUGAUUCCUGUGGCAAGUUGUUUUCUAACAUCUUGAUUUUAAAGAGUCAUCAAGAGCAUGUUCACCAAAAUUACUUUCCCUUUAAACAGCUGGAGAGGUUUGCCAAACAGUACAGAGAGCACUAUGAUAAACUCUACCCCCUGAGGCCCCAGACCCCAGAGCCCCCACCCCCUCCACCUCCACCCCCUCCUCCUCCUCCUCCUCUUCCUGCAGCACCACCUCAGCCAGCUUCCACGCCAGCCAUUCCUGCUUCAGCCCCACCCAUCACGUCUCCUACGAUUGCACCAGCCCAGCCAUCUGUUCCACUCACCCAGCUCUCCAUGCCAAUGGAGCUGCCCAUCUUCUCACCACUGAUGAUGCAGACGAUGCCACUACAGACCUUACCGGCUCAGCUGCCACCUCAACUUGGACCUGUGGAACCUCUGCCUGCAGACCUGGCCCAGCUGUACCAGCAUCAGCUCAAUCCAAGCCUGCUCCAACAGCAGAAUAAGAGGCCUCGAACCAGGAUCACGGAUGACCAGCUCCGAGUCCUGCGCCAAUAUUUUGAUAUUAACAACUCCCCCAGUGAAGAACAGAUCAAAGAGAUGGCAGACAAGUCUGGGUUGCCCCAGAAAGUGAUCAAGCACUGGUUCAGAAAUACUCUCUUCAAAGAGCGGCAGCGUAACAAGGACUCCCCUUACAACUUCAGCAAUCCUCCCAUCACCAGUCUGGAGGAGCUGAAGAUUGACUCCCGGCCCCCGUCACCAGAACCUCAGAAGCAGGAGUACUGGGGAAGCAAAAGGUCUUCAAGAACAAGGUUUACUGACUACCAGCUGAGGGUCCUGCAGGACUUUUUUGAUGCCAAUGCUUACCCAAAGGAUGAUGAAUUUGAGCAACUCUCUAAUUUACUGAACCUUCCAACCCGAGUCAUAGUGGUGUGGUUUCAAAAUGCCCGACAGAAGGCCAGGAAAAAUUAUGAGAAUCAGGGAGAGGGCAAAGAUGGAGAGCGGCGUGAGCUUACUAAUGAUAGAUAUAUUCGAACCAGCAACUUAAACUACCAGUGCAAAAAAUGUAGCCUGGUGUUUCAGCGCAUCUUUGAUCUCAUCAAGCACCAGAAGAAGCUGUGUUACAAGGAUGAAGAUGACGAGGGGCAGGAUGACAGCCAAAAUGAGGAUUCCAUGGAUGCCAUGGAAAUCCUGACUCCCACCAGCUCUUCCUGCAGCACCCCAAUGCCCUCACAGGCUUACAGUGCCCCAGCUCCAUCAGCCAAUACAGCUUCCUCUGCCUUCUUGCAGCUUACAACAGAGGCUGAUGAAUUGGCCACUUUCAGUUCAAAAACAGAAGCAACUGAUGAGAAACCAAAGCAGGCUGAACCUCCCAGUGCACAGCCAAACCAAACCCAAGAGAAGCAAGGGCAACCAAAGCAAGAGCUACAGCAGCAAGACCAGCCUGAGCAGAAGACAAACGCAUCCCAACAAAAGCUCCCACAGCUGGCUUCUCCCCCUUCAUUACCACAGCCACCUCCACAAGCGCCCCCUCCUCAGUGCCCCUUACCACAGUCGAGCCCUAGUCCUUCCCAGCUCUCCCACCUUCCCCUCAAGCCCCUCCACACGUCAACUCCUCAACAGUUGGCAAACCUACCUCCUCAGCUAAUCCCCUACCAGUGUGACCAGUGUAAAUUGGCAUUUCCAUCAUUUGAGCACUGGCAAGAACAUCAGCAACUUCACUUUCUGAGUGCACAGAACCAGUUCAUCCACCCCCAGUUUUUGGACAGGUCACUGGAUAUGCCUUUCAUGCUCUUUGACCCUAGUAACCCACUCCUGGCCAGCCAGCUGCUCUCUGGGGCCAUACCUCAGAUUCCAGCAAGCUCAGCCACUUCUCCUUCAACUCCAACCUCCACAAUGAACACUCUGAAGAGGAAGCUGGAAGAAAAGGCCAGUGCAAGCCCUGGUGAAAAUGACAGUGGGACAGGAGGAGAAGAACCUCAGAGAGACAAGCGUUUGAGAACAACCAUUACACCAGAGCAGCUAGAAAUUCUCUACCAAAAAUAUCUACUGGACUCCAAUCCAACUCGAAAGAUGUUGGAUCACAUUGCUCAUGAGGUGGGCCUGAAGAAACGUGUGGUCCAAGUUUGGUUUCAGAAUACCCGAGCUCGAGAAAGGAAAGGACAGUUUCGGGCUGUAGGUCCAGCCCAGGCCCACAGGAGAUGCCCUUUUUGCAGAGCGCUUUUCAAAGCCAAGACUGCCCUGGAGGCUCACAUACGGUCUCGUCACUGGCAUGAAGCCAAGAGAGCUGGCUACAACCUAACUCUGUCUGCAAUGCUGUUAGACUGUGAUGGGGGACUCCAGAUGAAAGGAGAUAUUUUUGAUGGAACUAACUUUUCCCACCUACCCCCAAGCAGUAGUGAUGGUCAGGGUGUUCCCCUCUCGCCUGUGAGUAAAACCAUGGAGUUGUCUCCCAGAACUCUUCUUAGCCCUUCCUCCAUCAAAGUGGAAGGGAUUGAAGACUUCGAAAGCCCCUCCAUGUCCUCCGUUAAUCUAAACUUUGACCAAACUAAGCUGGACAAUGACGACUGUUCCUCUGUCAACACGGCAAUCACAGAUACCACCACUGGAGAUGAGGGCAAUGCAGAUAACGACAGUGCGACAGGAAUAGCAACUGAAACCAAAUCUUCUUCAGCACCCAAUGAAGGGUUGACCAAAGUGGCCAUGAUGGCAAUGUCUGAGUAUGAAGAUCGGUUGUCAUCGGGUCUGGUCAGCCCAGCCCCGAGCUUCUACAGCAAGGAAUAUGACAACGAAGGCACAGUGGACUACAGUGAAACCUCAAGCCUUGCAGAUCCCUGCUCCCCGAGUCCUGGUGCAAGCGGGUCAACAGGCAAAUCUGGAGAUAGCGGGGAUAGGCCUGGGCAGAAACGUUUUCGCACUCAAAUGACCAAUCUGCAGCUAAAGGUCCUCAAGUCAUGCUUUAAUGACUACAGGACGCCCACCAUGCUAGAGUGUGAGGUCCUGGGCAAUGACAUUGGACUGCCAAAGAGAGUCGUUCAGGUCUGGUUCCAGAAUGCCCGGGCAAAGGAAAAGAAGUCUAAGUUAAGCAUGGCCAAGCAUUUUGGUAUAAACCAAACAAGUUAUGAGGGACCCAAAACAGAGUGCACUUUGUGUGGCAUCAAGUACAGCGCUCGGCUGUCUGUACGUGACCAUAUCUUUUCCCAACAGCAUAUCUCCAAAGUUAAAGACACUAUUGGAAGCCAGUUGGACAAGGAGAAAGAAUACUUUGACCCAGCCACUGUACGUCAGUUGAUGGCUCAGCAAGAGUUGGACCGGAUUAAAAAGGCCAAUGAGGUCCUCGGACUGGCAGCUCAGCAGCAAGGGAUGUUUGACAAUGCCCCUCUUCAGGCUCUUAACCUUCCUACAGCGUAUCCAGCGCUCCAGGGCAUUCCUCCUGUGUUGCUCCCCGGCCUCAACAGCCCCUCCUUGCCAGGCUUUACUCCAUCCAACACAGCUUUAACGUCUCCCAAACCGAACUUGAUGGGUCUGCCCAGCACAACAGUUCCUUCCCCUGGCCUCCCCACAUCUGGAUUACCAAAUAAACCGUCCUCGGCAUCGCUGAGCUCCCCAACCCCAGCACAAGCCACAAUGGCAAUGAACCCUCAGCAACCCUCCCAACCCCUGCAGCCACAGGUGCAGCAGCAGCCACCACCACCACCGCCAGCAGCAGCCCAGCCGCCACCCGCACCACAGCUCCCGCUGCAGCAGCAGCAACGCAAGGACAAGGACAGUGAGAAAGUGAAGGAGAAAGAAAAGGCACACAAAGGGAAAGGGGAGCUCCUGCCUGUCCCCAAGAAGGAGAAAGGAGAGGGUCCCACAGCGGCGGCAGCCACGAUUUCUGCCCCACUCCCCGCCAUGGAGUAUGCAGUGGAUCCUGCACAGCUGCAGGCCCUGCAGGCAGCCUUGACUUCGGACCCCACAGCAUUGCUCACGAGCCAGUUCCUUCCUUACUUUGUACCAGGCUUUUCUCCUUAUUAUGCUCCCCAGAUCCCUGGCGCCCUGCAGAGUGGGUACCUGCAGCCUAUGUAUGGCAUGGAAGGCCUGUUUCCCUACAGCCCUGCGCUGUCACAGGCCCUGAUGGGGCUGUCCCCUGGCUCCCUACUGCAGCAGUACCAGCAAUACCAGCAGAGUCUGCAGGAGGCCAUCCAGCAGCAGCAGCAGCAGCAGCAGCGACAACUGCAGCAGCAGCAAAAAGUGCAGCAGCCCAAAGCAAGCCAAACACCAGUCCCCCAGGGGGCUGCUUCCCCAGACAAAGACCCUGCCAAAGAAUCCCCCAAACCAGAAGAGCAGAAAAACGCACCCCGUGAGGUGUCCCCUCUCCUGCCGAAACCCCCCGAAGAGCCAGAAGCAGAAAGCAAAAGUGCGGACUCCCUCUACGACCCCUUCAUUGUUCCAAAGGUGCAGUACAAGUUGGUCUGCCGUAAGUGCCAGGCAGGCUUCAGUGACGAGGAGGCGGCGAGGAGCCACCUGAAGUCCCUCUGCUUUUUCGGCCAGUCUGUGGUGAACCUGCAAGAGAUGGUGCUUCAUGUCCCCACCGGCGGCGGCGGCAGCGGCAGCGGCAGCGGCAGCGGCGGCAACGGCAGCGGCGGCGGUAAUGGUGGCGGCGGCUCGUACCACUGCCUGGCGUGCGAGAGCGCGCUCUGUGGGGAGGAAGCUCUGAGUCAACAUCUCGAGUCGGCCUUGCACAAACACAGAACAAUCACGAGAGCAGCAAGAAACGCCAAAGAGCACCCUAGUUUAUUACCUCACUCUGCCUGCUUCCCCGAUCCUAGCACCGCAUCUACCUCGCAGUCUGCCGCUCACUCAAACGACAGCCCCCCUCCCCCGUCGGCCGCCGCCCCCCCCUCCGCUUCCCCCCACGCCUCCAGGAAGUCUUGGCCGCAAGUGGUCUCCCGGGCUUCGGCUGCGAAGCCCCCUUCUUUUCCUCCUCUCUCCUCAUCUUCAACGGUUACCUCAAGUUCAUGCAGCACCUCAGGGGUUCAGCCCUCGAUGCCAACAGACGACUAUUCGGAGGAGUCUGACACGGAUCUCAGCCAAAAGUCCGACGGACCGGCGAGCCCGGUGGAGGGUCCCAAAGACCCCAGCUGCCCCAAGGACAGUGGUCUGACCAGUGUAGGAACGGACACCUUCAGAUUCAAUUUUGAGCUGCAGGGCCUCAGGCCAGAUAGAAGCCGGGAACCCAGAACAGGCACCCGCUGCCUCAGUGCUGCCUGUGCAUCUGCCCAGAGGCUGUGGCCAAGGAAGAGACCAGCCCUACACAGCAGCUGGACAUGGCGCCCUCACUAGCAGGAGGGAGUGGAGGGUGCGGGGCAGCGCGGCCCAGCUUCCCUGAGGCUGCCUGGAGACUCCUCAAGGGAGAGGAUGCUCCACAGCCAUUGCUGCCAUGCCUGCCGGCUCAUUAAUAACACAGAAUAGUCAAGAUUUUUUGCUACUGCCAUAAAUGUGAAAUGUCAGAUAACAAGACAGCUGAUAAGUAAAGAGUACGUGAUUUCAUCUAGGGCUAGGUAUGCCCCGCUACUGAAGAAAGACCUUUCUUAGAACUGUACUCAAAUGUCCCACAAACUGUUUCCCAUCCUGUAUGAAUGUCAGGUACUGUUCUCUUUCAAACUUUUGGAUGGUUAAUACAAUGGCCUCAAGUAGUAUCCUUACAUGCAUGCACAUGAAUCCUUGUGGGGGAACCUGUGAAGACCUCCAGAGUUCUAACAACCUUGUCACCUUGCCAUAAUUGCCGUAAUGCCACAUAGAGUAGGAAAAUCAUUUCUUGGUUUUUACAAUUAUAAUCUAGAUCUGUGGAAGCAGAGGCAUGACUGAUCCUUCCCACUUAACUAUAAAUGUUAUCACUAUUCAUAAAAUUAUCUAAGCCAGUUUAAAAAAUUCAUUUCAUUUCAGUGUCUUCCUUCAGAAAGAGUAUUUUUAGGUUAACUAAAUGUGGAUCAAGAAAUUUGAGGAUGAUUUAAAUGUGUGGCUCUCAGGGUAGAUGAGUUCACUGUACUGAGUAAUCAGCCCCCAACACAACAUUUUGCUAUACUCAAAUCAUAAUUUUUGUUGCAUAUUUGUUUACUUUGGGAAAAAUUAAUUCCUAUUCUUACAGAAGGCCUGGUGGCACAGCAGUUAAAUUCCUUGACUGCAAAUCCAAAGGUCAGGGAUUGGAAAUCACUCUGAUGGAGAAAGAUGUGGCAGUCUGCUCCUGUAAAGAUUUACAGCCUUGGAAACGCUACGGAGUCACUAUGAGUUGGAAUAGACUUGACGGCUGUGGGUUUGGUUUGGUUUUUAUUUUUAUUGUGCUUUAGGUGAAAGUUAACAAAUGAAGUCAGUCUCUCAUACAAAAAGUUAUACACACCUUUCUAUGUACUCCUAGCUGCUGUCCUCCUAAUGAGACAGUACAUUCAUUACUCUCUACCCUGUAUUCCCCGUGUCCAUUCAACCAGCUCCUGUGCCCCUCUUCCUUCUGAUCUUGCAACCAGACAGAAGUUGCGUACAUAGUCUCAAGUGUCUACUUGAGCCAAGAAGCUCACGCCUCACCAGUAUCAUUGUCUAUCUUAUAGUCCAGUCCAAUCCCUGUCUGUAGAGUUGGCUUCAGGAAUGGUUCCAAUCUUGGGCUAACAAAAGGUUCGAGGACCAUGACUGUCAGGGUCCCUCCAGUCUCAGUCAGAACAUUAAGCCUGGUCUUUUUACAAGAAUUUGAGAUCUGCAUCCCACUAUUCUCCUGGUCCAACAGGGAUUCUCUGUUGUGUUGCCUGUCACAGCAGUGAUCGGUGGUCGUAGACAGGCACCAUCUAGUUCUUCUGGCCUCAGGCUGAUGUAGUCUCUGGUUUAUGUGGCUCUUUCUAUCUCUUGGGCUCAUCUUUACCAUAUGUCUUUGGUGUUCUUCAUUCUCCUUUGCUUCAGGUGGUUGAGACCAAUUGAUGCAUCUUAGAUGGCCGCUUGCUAGCAUUUAAGACCCCAGACGCCUCUCACCAAAGUGGAAUGCAGAACAUUUUCUUAAUACGUUUUAUUAUGCCAAUUGACCUAGAUGUCCCCUGAAACCAUGGUCCCCAGACCCCUGUCCCUGCUACUCUGGACUUCGAAGUGUUUGGUUGUAUUCAGGAAACUUAUUUGCUUUUGGUUAAGUCCAGUUGUACUGAUACCCUGUGUUGUGUGUUGCCCUUCCAUUCACCUAAAAUAAUUAUUGUCUAUUUUAUCUAGUUAGUGAAUGUCCCUCUCCCUCCCUCCCCACCCUCAUAACCAUCAAAGAAUAUUUUUUUUAUGUUUAAACUUUAUCUAGAGUUCUUAUAAUAGUAGUCUCAUACAAUAUUUGUCCUUUUACAACUAAUUUCACUCAGCAUAAUGUCUUCUAGAUUCCUCCAUGUUAUGAAAUGUUUCAAAGAUUCAUCAUUGUUCUUAAUCAUGUAUUAUUCCAUUGUGUGAAUAUACAAUAAUUUAUCCAUUCAUCUGUUAAUGGACACCUUGGUUGCUUCCAUCUUUUUGUGAUUAUAAACAGUGCUACAAUGAACUUGGGUAUGCAUAUAUCUGUUCGUGUGAAGGCUCUUAUUUCUUUAGGGUAUAUUCCAAGGAGUGGAACUGCUGGAUCGUAUGGUAGUUCUAUUUCUAGUUUUUUAAGGAAGCACCAAAUCGAUUUCCAAAGUGGUUGUACCAUUUUACAUUCCUACCAGUAGUGCAUAAGUGUUCCAGUCUCUCCACAACUCUCCAAUAUUUACUAUUUUGUGUUUUUUGGAUUAAUGCCAGCCUUGUUGGGGUGAGAUGGAAUCUCAUUGUGGUUCUGAUUUCCAUUUCUCUAAUGGCUAAUGACCAUGAGCAUUUCCUCAUAUAUCUGUUAGCUGCCUGAAUGUCUUCCUUGGUAAAGUGCCUGUUCAUAUC